Messenger RNA from Lagenorhynchus albirostris (white-beaked dolphin), 192 nucleotides. NCBI's taxonomy places the organism in Eukaryota, Metazoa, Chordata, Mammalia, Artiodactyla, Delphinidae. The record is from the annotation of a RefSeq genome assembly.
AUGCCACAACUAGAUACAUCAACAUGGCUCCUUACCAUUCUCUCUAUAAUCUUUACCCUAUUCGCACUACUUCAACUAAAAAUUUCAAAGCACUUUUACUCUCACUCCCCUAAACCAGUGGACACCAAACUACAAAAGCAGCAAACCCCUUGAAACCACACAUGAACGAAAAUUUAUUUGCCCCUUUCAUAA